AUGGUUUUAGUUCAAGAUUUAUUACACCCAAAUCCAAAGACAGAAGCUCAAAAGCAUAAGUUGAAAACUUUGGUUCAACAACCAAGAUCCUAUUUCAUGGACGUCAAGUGCCAAGGAUGUUUAAAUAUUACUACCGUGUUCAGCCAUGCUCAAACAGCCGUUACCUGUGAAAAUUGCUCUACUGUUUUAUGUACACCUACUGGUGGUAAAGCCAAGUUAACUGAAGGGUCAUCAUUCAGAAGAAAGUAA
Priceomyces carsonii is the source of this 249-nucleotide messenger RNA. It is a transcript of the gene RPS27A, whose product is annotated as 40S ribosomal protein eS27. NCBI's taxonomy places the organism in Eukaryota, Fungi, Ascomycota, Pichiomycetes, Serinales, Debaryomycetaceae. Gene Ontology annotation, cellular component: ribosome; cytosolic small ribosomal subunit. Gene Ontology annotation, biological process: ribosomal small subunit assembly; translation. Gene Ontology annotation, molecular function: structural constituent of ribosome; RNA binding. The transcript has a single exon. The record is from RefSeq and is a predicted model, not a curated record. The coding region runs from base 1 to 249 and encodes 82 amino acids.